AUGGACAGCCUAAGUCAAUUUCGGAUGUUCCUCCCACGAAGGACAGGCCCUUACGUAUGUCACCUCGCGUGGACAUGGGAUGUUGGGGCAGGCUACUUUUACUCAUAUUCGGAGCCUGGUCGGUCAUAUCGAAAAAGCCUAUACCACAAAAAGCCAGCUAGAAGAAGGACAGGUCAGCUCGGAGUCACGGUCAUCUUGGAUACGUCGUGUUCGCCUGUCCAAGGUAACAGUAACAGCAAGCAAGCAAACCUGAAAGUCCGCCUUGCCGCCACCCUCCACCGACCUGGCGCUCCCAAACCCCCGAGUCAACUGACGGCAAGUCCGCAAGGGACGCCGAGUGUCCCCAGCAGAAAGUUGAGGUGGAAAUCUCUCAGGGGUCCCAAAGUACCGCCUCACCCAAGCUUUGCCGCGCCGGUACGAAUACACGCCCUUCCACGGUCCGUCCACUUGGUGCCUCUCCACACGACCAAUACACCGUGGGCACCCACGGCACCCUGCCAAAGCUGCUGCUCACAUUGGACCCCGAAUUUUCUGAGCCAAAUCCACGAACCACCACCAUCUGACCCUUGUUGGCGCCAGGAGCCAGACCUCGUCUUCUCACUUCCAGUCUGCUUCUUCUUGUUAUUCACUUCGAACCUAAGCAACAAAACAAGCAGUGUAUCUCUUUGGCUUUCGAGAAUCGAGCUUGUCUACUUGGCAGACAACAGAUACUUGAUCAACACUCAUACCCUGCCGUUGCAGGCCAUCACAAUAGCGAAAACCUAUCACUCUGCUACUACAUCGGACAGCCCAGAGUCCAGACCUGAUCAUCCCAGCGGCCCAGCCCCGUCUUUUGCGACUGCGAAAAUCUGCCCCGCCGACUCGCGCCAGAACCCCUCCAUACCUAUCCUCGCACUCGCUUUGCUCCCCACCUCGCCCACUCCCGUAUUGCUGGCCGAUGGGGGUGCGACUUUCAACCUGGCCAUGAUUCUUGACCGCUGA
Molecule: messenger RNA, 981 nt
Organism: Colletotrichum lupini
Lineage: Eukaryota; Fungi; Ascomycota; Sordariomycetes; Glomerellales; Glomerellaceae
Exons: 4
Coding region: 1-981 (326 amino acids)
Source: RefSeq, a predicted model, not a curated record